This is a messenger RNA of Xyrichtys novacula (pearly razorfish), 765 nucleotides long. The record is from the annotation of a GenBank genome assembly. Lineage: Eukaryota; Metazoa; Chordata; Actinopteri; Labriformes; Labridae.
AUGAAGGCUGUUGUUGUGCUUGUCUUUGCUGUAUUCACUGGUGAGUAUGAUGGAUUAAUUAGAUUUUUUUAGGAGGCAUGAACAUGAUCCUAAUCGGAGUAAAAGUGAGCAGUUUGACUGAUGUUGUAUUUCAAAUGUUAUGUGUUUACACAGCAGGCUGUAAUGCCAACCCUUUCUAUGCUGAUGAACCUAAGUCACAGCUGGAUGUGCUGACUGAUACACUCUGGCACUAUGUUGCCAGAGCCAAACAAUCCACCGAUGAAACCAUUGAGAAAUUCAAGCAGACUGACUUUGGACAGGAAGUAAGGUAGGUCUUACGUGAUCAUCUGGGGCAUGCUUAUGAUGCAGUUUUGAUAGAGGUCACUGAAAAGUUUUCCCUCCAGCAGAAGCGAGAAAAACUGACCCUCUUUUCCCCCUCUGUUUAGUGCCGGUUUGAGAGAGGCCAGCAUGUAUGGUAAUAAGUUCUGGCAGCAUGUCCCUAAAGGAAUUCAACACGAAUUGGGUGCAGUCUCCAUGGGGUUUUACGGCCUUGGCGAGAGUGUAGAUCAAGGUAUGACGGCACUGAAAAAGAAGCUUGAUCCCAUUGUUGAGAGGGUGGCUCCUGUGACAGAGAAGGUGGCGAACGAGCUGACUCAGAGAGCCCAGCAGGUGAAAGAGAUGGCCUCCUCCUCUGUAGAAAAGCUGAUGGAAAAGGUGACCCCCUUGGCCCAGGAUAUCCAGGCUCGCUUUGACACCCUUUUUGAGUCCCUCAUAACCAGUAACUGA